CCAGUUGUUCCCUCGAACUGAACCAGCAUGGACUUCACUGACAAAGUGGUGCUGGUGACGGGCGCGAGCGCCGGCAUCGGCGAGUCGACGGCGCUGCUGUUCGCCGCGCUGGGCGCGAAGCUGUCGCUCGUGGGCAGGAAUGAAGGCAAGCUGCGCGCCGUGGCGGCCGCGUGCCACAAGCUGCGGGGGCUGCAGCCGCUGCCCAUCGUCGCAGACCUCGGCACCGACGAGGGCGUCGAAAAGACGGCCAAAGAAACACUCGACCAUUUUGGGAGGCUAGACGUCCUGGUGAACAAUGCGGCCGUGGGUGCGCGGACCAACAUCCAGCUGGCCACCAUGGAAGACUUCGACCGGGUGUUCAACGUGAACAUCCGAGGAGUGUACAACCUGACGCGGCUGCUGGUGCCUGCGCUCAUCCAGUCCAAGGGGAACAUCGUCAACGUGUCCAGCAUCAUGGCGACCAUGGUCACGACGGGAAACCUGCCCUACAGUCUCUCGAAGGCGGCUCUGGACCACUUCAGCCGUUUAAUUGCUUACGAGUUGGCGCCGAAAGGAGUACGCGUCAACGUUGUUAGUCCUGGCAUAACAGUAAGCACUUUCGUCCAACGUUUAACGGGCUAUUCGGAUGAAGAGUACCGGGCGUGGCUGAAAACUGCUGAAGGCACGAUUCCUAUGGGAACAGCCACGACUGGGGACGACUGCGCUCAGAUGAUAGUGCAGCUGGCCAGCAAUGAAGCCAGUAGAGUGGUCACUGGGGCCGUGGUGCCCGUCGAUGGUGCUCUGCAGUUCGCUGGCUCCGGAAACAGUGAGAUUUUGAAGGAUCAGGUUAAAUGAAGUGUUUUUGAUAAUGUUUUAUUUAUUUCCUGCCAGUUGUAAGUAAAAAAAAUGUUUUCAGUCUUUUUUUUACUUAUUAGCAUUACUCUUCUUAACGCAACUUUUACCUAUGGUUGUAUACCUAAUAUUAGCAACUAAGUGAAUUGUUUAUAGUAAAUACACACAUAUUUAGUGCCUCAGUUGCACGCGGAUAAAAAUACUUCAGACACAUGUGGAGAUCUUAUAAUAAAACAUGUUUGAUAUCCGCACAGACGAA
Messenger RNA from Helicoverpa zea (corn earworm), 1090 nucleotides. Its product is annotated as 3-oxoacyl-[acyl-carrier-protein] reductase FabG-like. The transcript has 4 exons. Bases 28 to 834 code for a protein of 268 amino acids. NCBI's taxonomy places the organism in Eukaryota, Metazoa, Arthropoda, Insecta, Lepidoptera, Noctuidae. The record is from RefSeq and is a predicted model, not a curated record.